CUGGCCCGCCCCCUUCGCACGUGCCUGGCUCGCCCCGGGGAGGCGGCGGCUGCGGCUCAGUCGCCCUCCAGCCGGGCGCGCGCAUGCACACGUUCGCUGGCCAUGGCUGCCGACCCGGGUCGUGGGAGCGGCGCCGGGACUGGUCUUCCUCCUCCUCCUCCUCCUCCUCCUCUUCCUCCCUGCGGCCCCGGCCAGGAGGAUCCUCUCCUCCGGCGGAGAUACACGCAGGACAGCUACGACUUCCCCAGAGAGUUGGAGUACAGGGCCGACCCUCACCGGAGAGGGUCCCUCUGUGACCGGCACUGCGCCGCCAUUAACAACACCCAUGGGGACCUUGGGGACCUCCAUUCGGGUUCUCAUCACGGCAUCCUUCCACCCAGGAUAGUCCCAGUGCUCUCAAGUCCUUCUUCCUGCCCAUACCACUCGGAGGAAGUGCAGACGUGCGAUGGCUGUUUGAUGAGAACCACCCUGACCGCCGAGAAUGAAGUGGAAGCUCACAAGCUCUCCAACAAUUACAAGUUUGGCUUUAAGAAAUGGAAGAGUCACGUGACAGCCCGGCCCUGGGAAGACCGUUCCGAGAUCGUGAAGGAACUCUACUCGGACCUGAACGUUGUUAGAAGUCCGACAGGCUCCAUGCUGACGUGUGGGAACGUUUUCUACCUGGUGUUCUUUGGCUGGUGGCUCGCUCUUCUCUACGUCCUGGUCUCCAUCGUGAUGUUUCUCACCAUUGUGGGAGCCUCGUAUGGAAAGCUGUGCUGGAGUCUCGCCGGGUAUUUCCUCUGGCCUUUUGGAAAAGUGAUCCAGAAGACAAAAGCUUGCAAUCACAACUGCAACAUGAAGUUCAGCAAGUACGACACCAUCACCGCCGAAGGAAAGGAAGCGACGCCGCUGCUCAGCCGGCAGGAGCCGGCCGGUCUUGGGGACGACCCCCAUUGGCGCCGCGUCAGCACCUAUGUUUGGCUUCUCUCUGGCUACCCUCUCCUCUGCCUUGCCCAUGGCCUGGUGUGCUUUCUCUGCUGGUUCCUCGUCUUCCUCAUCCCCAUUGCCAAGAUGAACGGCCGUACCAUCACCAAGGUCUUACUCUUGCCUCCGGAGCGUGUCCAUAUCCAGAGCCUACGGAAGACGGCCAUUCUCCUGGAUGCUGAAGUUGUCCUUUGCUGCUACCGGGCUGUUAAUGCUUAUUAUUACAAAUACGCCGUGGACGGGAUCAACGUCUUUGCCGUCAAUCUGCUCCCGUUGGUGAUUAUGACUCUAGUCCUGGGCUACGGAGAUAAACACAACCAUUAUACCAGUUCCGUGACGAAGUUCACGUUGGCCUUGGUCUCCAUAAUGCCCUUGUCAUACUACAUAGGAAUGGCGAUUGCCAGUAUCUCUGCCCAGAGCAACUUUGCAGUGGGAGCAGUGGUCAAUGCCACCUUUGGCUCCAUCACAGAGCUAACCUUCUACAUCACCGCACUCAUCAAGGGUGCCCGUGAGAAGAAUAAGUGCUACGAGGAGAUUGUCAGGUCAGCUCUGACGGGGACCCUCUUGGGCUGUGUCCUUUUCAUCCCGGGCCUGUGCAUGGUGAUUGGUGGCAUCCGGCACCAAGAGCAGCGAUUCAACAGCCGGUCAGCCGGGGUCAGCUCAGCCCUGCUCUUCCUGUCAGUCGGAGGAGUGUUUGCCCCGACUCUCUUCUCCAAAGUCUACGGGAGGCUGGUUUGUGGGGAGUGCCAGAACGUGACCCAAGAGCCCCCCGGCCAUUACGUCUGCCAGAGCUGCCAUUUUGACUUGAUGGAGAACAAUGGCACCCUCUACUACAGCCACGUGGAGCCCCUGGUGUACACCGUCUCGCUGCUGCUUCCUAUAGGAUACAUCAUUGGCCUCAUCUUCACCCUGAAGACCCACUCGCACAUUUACGACAUUCACAUCAGCGAUUGCCACCGUCCCGGCCAUCAUCACAGUGCAGUGGUCCACUGGUCACGCUGGAGAGCCAUGAUCAUCCUCCUCGUGGCCACGCUCGGCAUGUCUGCCUGUGCCGACUUGGCCACGGAGCACAUCAGCCCCAUCCUGAACAACUCGCCAGUGUCGCAGUAUUUCAUCGGGGUGACUGUGCUCGCCAUGGUUCCUGAGCUUCCAGAGAUUGUCAACGGCAUCCAGUUUGCCCUGCAGAACAACCUCAGCUUGAGCAUCGAGAUCGGGAACAGCAUCGCUGUCCAGGUCUGCAUGUUGCAAAUACCUAUUGUGGUGCUUUUCACAGUCUUCUACCCGACUGGAUUCAUCCUGGUCUUCAGUGACCUUCAUAUCUACGUCAGCAUCUUCAGCGUGGUCCUCAUGAACUAUAUUUUUAUGGACGGCAAGUGUGACUACUUCCAAGGGACCGUUCUCGUGAUGGUGUAUUUCAUUCUCCUCGCCGUCUACUACUUCGCUCCGUCUCCUGCUGGCUGCUGAUUUAUUUUCCCCCUCUGCUGGGCUCCACCUUCCUGCCUCUUGGGAAAGCAGGCGUCUUUCCCCCCAAGGGUUUCCCUCCUUCCUUCCUUCCUUCCAGGAAAGAUCUCCCUGGGAUUUGACCAAAAUCUUGGUUUUGUGAGGGGCAGGCGGGCAAGAAAUCUGGGAAGACCACCAACUGGAUCCAACUCAAAAGUUUCUUUGGACAUCUUUCCCAACCAAAAAACGUUUGCUUUUCUCACAAAGAAUUCAAGAGUUUUAAACGACAAAGGCUGGAGAAGGCAUUACGGAAGGUUUCGGGGUCCCCUGGCGUUGGCUGUGAAAGAAGCUUAGCAGGAGAAAAGGAGGGAUGGUUUCGGGAAGAUUCUGGAGGACCAGCGACCCGCUGGGCUUUUUAAAGACUACAAGUUGGAGAAGAGAGUGUUCUAUUAAUUUCCGUUUGUGGCUGCGGCGGCCGCUGCCAGGAACACCUCCAAGGAAGGUAGUCACUUGCCUUUAGAUGGAGCGUAAUAAAUGAUUUAUAUUUUGAGUGUGUUCA
Pogona vitticeps (central bearded dragon) is the source of this 2962-nucleotide messenger RNA. RefSeq lists its product as uncharacterized. Gene Ontology annotation, biological process: calcium ion transmembrane transport; intracellular calcium ion homeostasis. Gene Ontology annotation, cellular component: endomembrane system; membrane. NCBI's taxonomy places the organism in Eukaryota, Metazoa, Chordata, Lepidosauria, Squamata, Agamidae. Gene Ontology annotation, molecular function: calcium:proton antiporter activity. The record is from RefSeq and is a predicted model, not a curated record.